AUGCAUGCUUAUUGUUUAAAAAGAAACGAAUUAAAGCGAAUGAAGCAUAUUCAAGAAGCGUGCUGUAUAUGUGAACAUCGAACUGCCGAAUAUUUAACAAAUAGAAGCUCAUAUUCUGGUUUAGGAAACUCUCGUUAUGUCAAUCUACCGAUAUUUAUAGCUCCAGUUGCAGUCUUAAUUAAUUUUCAAGAAGAAAACAAUAAAUUCGAGACGUGCAUUGUUGCAAAUAGCAUAAAUCUUGAUACUCUUAACCACACUUACAUUUUGUCGUGUACUCGUGAAUCAAAUUGUAAUCGCCCAUGA
Clunio marinus is the source of this 303-nucleotide messenger RNA. Lineage: Eukaryota; Metazoa; Arthropoda; Insecta; Diptera; Chironomidae. The record is from the annotation of a GenBank genome assembly.